CGUCUAUUUAUAUUGUGCUCUCUAACGCUCCUCUACAAAUUGCUCUUUUAAGGCUGUGCCAAUUACAAGCCCGUGUCCAGGUCCUGAUAACCUUUGAAGUUUGACAGCAGAGAGAAACACGUGGAGAUGGUGUUGCUUUUGGUCACGCAUGUGGUGGAAGUCCCUUCCUCACGAGUUCCACUGUCCGUCAUUAUCCUAAACGACGCAAUUAAACGGAAAUCACUUCCUCCUAACCUGAAAUGCCGCUUCGUAAUUCCUUCUGCCGGGAACUAUUCAGCGUCCAUCUGGGACGCCAGCAGCAUCGAGGACCUGCAGCAGUGGAUUGACACAAACCUGAUGGACGGCGUGGCUCAUAUAGCUGAGGUCCCGGAGGAGUUCACCUACGGAUUGGCGCUCGAGCUGACAACCUCUCGGGCGGCAGAUAAGAUACAGGUCGCCACAAGCAGCAAAAACACGAUCGAGCGGCUUAACAGCACCGGAGUCAAGGUGAUGGAGAGCGUGGCGGAGAAAGUGUCCACCGGGCUCGACCGGCUAGACGCCCGCACGAACCUCAUCAGCGCCACCCGUGAAGCCACCUCGGCGGCCGUGGUCAAGGUCAAGCAGGCGACUGAUCGAGCGCUGGAGAGUGAGGGCGUGCAGAAGUCGCUGGCAUCCCUCAGCACCUCGUUGCAAAACGCAAGCAACCGCAUGAACAAGGCGUUCUCCUGGGUCGGCUCCAAGGUGAAGGAGAACUUCCCAGCUGCUGCUGCUGCUGCUGGCGGCCCCGGUCAGCCCUACAACGCUUUCGCUUCGGAGGAUGCCGCCGCUCCACCUCCUGCCUACGACGCAGCCGUGUACUCCUCGCCCGCCUACAUGCCCGUUAGUACCAACCCGUUGGGGCGGGCGUCGCAGGACGAGGCGGAGGCUGGUAACAGCGGGGCGCCGGCGGUGUGGGGCUCGGUUGCUGGGGCGCCGACGGAGAACGCUGCACCCGUGCCGCACUUCACGUUGCAUGACGAGGGGUUCGGAAGCCCCCAACUGACGCCCAGCACGCUACCAGAGCUCGGCGGCAACGCAGCGGAGUCAGAGCGCGAGGGCCUGCCGCUGAUCCAGGCACCGCUGGAGGGCCAUCGGGCCGGCGGUGUUGGGGAGGCCAACCCUUGAUCCUUGGGCUCGCCGGCGACGGCGACGGCGGCUGACCCCGUGCGCUGAGCGCUUGAAGGUGUUGGGUGUUCGUAGUCCGUAGUCCGUAGAUGACGGUCGGCUCGUACAGUAUAGCUUUCGGCGUGGUUUGUUGCGGCUUGCAGGAGAGGGGCGGAUUGAGCAGGGGGUGGUAACGGAUCCUGCGUGUGUGACGGGUUUAGGCGACUUCUUCGGAGUUUGCAGGUGACACCGUAGGUCUGCAACAUGCUGCAGGUGUGCCCGGCGGGGGAUUCGUCUGGUGCGAUGAUGCCAGACGCAUCCCCCAUCCCAUCUUUCAUAGCAGGUAGUGUGAUUCAUAGCAGGCAGUGUGAACAAGGUGUGCAUAGGGGUAGUCAGGGUUCGGCCGUACAGCUUUGGCGAAUGGGAGGAUUUAGGUUUGGUAGCACUUGGUGAAAUGACAGCAGCGCACGAGAUGAAAGCCCCUUGAGGCUUAAGCAGGCUGUGAUGCAGAGACUUCAACGAAAAUAAUCGG
Messenger RNA from Astrephomene gubernaculifera, 1654 nucleotides. Lineage: Eukaryota; Viridiplantae; Chlorophyta; Chlorophyceae; Chlamydomonadales; Astrephomenaceae. The record is from the annotation of a GenBank genome assembly.